CACUUAUAUUGUUUUUCAACAUAAGCGUUGUAGAAACUAUUCAUCAUUAUUCUAUCAAAAUAGAAACUGCGAGAAAAUUCACAAGAAAAACUCAACAGAAAAGAAAAAAAACAAUAAUAAUCAACAUAAAAUCUUUAAAAAUCGAAUCUUUUGUGAUUACUGCAUUUUGAAUCAGCUCUGUAAAACGUUGGAAUUUGAAUCAAUUUUGUUAAGAAAAGAAAGAUUAUUGGAAGAAGAAGAAAAAUGGUGGCUGAAGCAGAGGUUGUGUGUCAACAAAGCGUGGAUGUAUUAGAUGUGAAGUAUUUUCCGAAUAAAGGAAGCAAUAUACAUGAGAUCGGUGAUGGAGAUGCUAUUUCUCCAUCGAAUUUUGAGAAAGUUCGAGUUUCUGAAUCAGUUUCUGCUGAGUUACUUACUUCAAAAGAAGAUACUAAGACUGCAGACAUAAUCUCAGAAGCUGCGGUUCUGCAAUUCGUCCCCUGCAUCCGUUCUGGUAGUUUUUCCGACAUUGGGCCGCGUAGAUACAUGGAAGAUGAACAUAUAAGGAUAGAUGACUUGUCUUCUAAUCUGGGAUCUCUGUAUAAUUUUCCUAAACCAAGUGCCUUUUAUGGGGUGUUUGAUGGUCAUGGAGGACCUGAAGCUGCAGCUUAUAUAAGAAAAAAUGUUAUAAAAUUCUUCUUUGAAGAUGUAAAUUUCCCUCAGACAUCUGAAGUUGAUAACAUAUUUCUACAAGAGGUGGAGAAUUCCCUCAGAAAGGCUUUUCUUUUGGCAGAUUCAGCUUUGGCUGAUGAUUGCAGUGUGAACACUUCAUCAGGGACCACAGCUCUUACUGCUAUGAUAUUUGGAAGGCUUCUAAUGGUAGCGAAUGCUGGUGACUGUCGAGCAGUUCUCAGUCGUAAAGGAGAGGCCAUUGACAUGUCUCAAGAUCACCGACCUAUUUAUCCAUCAGAAAGGAGGCGAGUUGAAGAAUUGGGUGGUUAUGUAGAGGAUGGUUAUCUUAAUGGCGUUUUAUCAGUUACGAGAGCACUAGGGGACUGGGACAUGAAGUUACCUAGGGGUGCUCCCUCACCUUUGAUUGCAGAGCCUGAGUUUCGCCAAAUGGUUCUAACAGAGGACGACGAAUUCCUCAUCAUUGGAUGUGAUGGCAUUUGGGAUGUGAUGACAAGUCAGCAUGCCGUUAGCCUUGUUCGUAAAGGUUUGAGGAGGCAUGAUGAUCCAGAGAAGUGCGCCAGGGACCUAGUUAUGGAGGCAUUACGCCUCAACACAUUCGACAAUCUGACAGUGAUCAUUGUCUGUCUCUCUUCACUUGACCAUGGAGAGUCAGAGUCAUCACCACCUCCCCAGAGGAAAUUGAGAUGCUGUAGCCUCUCUGCAGAGGCUCUUUGUAGCUUGAGAAACUUAUUGGAAGGAAAUGCUAGCAACUGAAUGUAUAUACAAUUAAUCAAAUAAAGUGUUGUGGAGGUUACUUAAGCUGUUUUUGACUGCUUCAGUUUAGGCGUAGGAAAAAGCAGCCAUCAUUUUUUCACGUUGUCUGUUGAUGUACAUAGCCCAGGGGUAGAGGAUGGUGGUGUAGAUAUGUAAUAUUUUUACAUUAUUAUUUUGUACUAGUCAUUUUUUUCCACUAUGACCGCCACAUUCACAUCAUAUUCUUGUGUGUCAAUAAAAUUUUGUUCUGAGAAUAUAUUAGUUUAUAUCA
Messenger RNA from Trifolium pratense (red clover), 1693 nucleotides. Its product is annotated as probable protein phosphatase 2C 49. NCBI's taxonomy places the organism in Eukaryota, Viridiplantae, Streptophyta, Magnoliopsida, Fabales, Fabaceae. The transcript is spliced from 4 exons. Gene Ontology annotation, molecular function: protein serine/threonine phosphatase activity; cation binding. Gene Ontology annotation, biological process: protein dephosphorylation. The record is from RefSeq and is a predicted model, not a curated record. The coding region runs from base 244 to 1422 and encodes 392 amino acids.